GUAACUUCAAAAUUUUGAUACUUUCAGAAAUUCUUUAUUCUUAGACUUUUUAUUCUCACGUUGGAACUUUAUCAUAAAACUCAACCCCACGUUCGUAUCUCCCUUCACGGCAAUAUAACGGGAGUCCAUAAAACAAUACAUCAAAAUUACAAUACAGUAAAGCACCUCUAUUUCAAAUAACCGUAAAAGUACUGAAAUAUAUCACAGUACUGAUCACAUCAAAUGAAGAUAUUUAAAGGGUAAGUUCUCCAUUAGACAUGCAAGCAUUCAAAAGGGUUUCUUUCAAAGAAACCUUUGAAAGAUCCAACAAACGCGAUUACUGAAAUGCGACACGAAAUCAACUGUAAAAUCAACGAAGGGAUCGAAGUGAAAGUGAUAUCUAGAAGUGAAUUGUGCCAGCCUUUUAUGAUUCUAUGGUGGGAUCUGACUACGUUUGACUUAUUCGUACAUGGCCGGGUGGUGCAGUUUCUUUCGAGCGAUCCUGCUUCCAACACGAUCAUUUUCAAUUUCGCGUUUAUUGACUUAAUUAUAGUUGAAAAUAGAGAAGAGGUAGAAGAAUGAGCUUGACUAUGAGGAACGCAGGAAUAGCCAUUAUCCUGGUUUCUUCGGUGGUUUUCGUUAAUGGCCUCCCUGAUGGUGCACCAGUGGACACCUGCGUAAAACCAUCGAGACCCAAUGAACCCCAUCAUGGUACAGCGAGAUCACGACCCGUAGAAACCAGCCCUUACGCGUUCACAGCGUCCUCCUCUCAAUAUGGGCCUGGCUCUCAAAUAACUGUAACUAUCAGUGGAGCACCAUUUAAAGGAUUCUUCCUGCAGGGACGUGAUCCUGACACGAACAGCUGGAUCGGUUCGUGGGCUCAAACGGAGAACACCAACACACAUCCUGAGUGCAGUGCUGUGACACAUGCUGAUCCAGAAGUGAAACAGCACGCGACGCUUAUUUGGAAUGCACCACCGAAUGCACGAGGACGAGUGUAUUUCACUGGCACCAUUUUGAAGGAGUACGCCGAAUUCUGGUCCAACCUGGUCGCCACAACACCUCGCUGAAGUUCCAAAUUGUUAUAAAUUGUAAAUCACAUCCCAAACCAGAGAACAUCGAUUCACCAACGAUUGUCUCUCUAUGGAGACACUAUUGUAACGCAAUAUCGUAUAUUUUUUACACCCUCAAAUACAGAAAUGUAAAUAUAA
Megachile rotundata (alfalfa leafcutting bee) is the source of this 1190-nucleotide messenger RNA. RefSeq names its product ferric-chelate reductase 1. Lineage: Eukaryota; Metazoa; Arthropoda; Insecta; Hymenoptera; Megachilidae. Gene Ontology annotation, cellular component: membrane. The record is from RefSeq and is a predicted model, not a curated record.